Hypanus sabinus (Atlantic stingray) is the source of this 7188-nucleotide messenger RNA. RefSeq names its product matrilin 4 (gene matn4). The transcript has 12 exons. Gene Ontology annotation, molecular function: calcium ion binding. Bases 213 to 2243 code for a protein of 676 amino acids. The record is from RefSeq and is a predicted model, not a curated record. Lineage: Eukaryota; Metazoa; Chordata; Chondrichthyes; Myliobatiformes; Dasyatidae.
CCUACUUUUCCACUCAGUGACAAGGACCCCAUCCAGAAGGUUUAUUUGAGUUGCUCGCCGGCGGGGGAAAGACGGGAUUUUUGCUUCAUCGGUACUCCCGAGCCUUUUCAAUUCCACUGGAUUUCGGCAGAGUAGCGGGUCCGUUAACCGAGGAAGGCUGUUAGCAGGUGUGUGUCUGUCUCUCUCUGUCAAUCCCAUCCUUGCUUUGAAAGAUGAAGCUUCCACUGGCAGCCGCCUUAUUCCUAAUAACGAAAGUUCUCCUCAUGGACGGGGUUCAGACGGCCAGGAUUAAACAUAUGAAGAUGCGGGAUGAAAUGGCUGCAGAUAGAAGAUGUACGACUGGCCCCAUUGAUCUGCUGUUUGUCAUUGACAGCUCCAGGAGUGUCCGACCCUUUGAGUUUGAGUUGAUGAGGAACUUUGUCAUUGACAUGAUCAACUUCUUGACCGUGGGACCUGAUGCCAGCAGGGUGGCGCUGGUCCAGUACUCCAGCCAGAUUGAGAACGUCUUCUCCUUCAAGACAUUCCAGAAGAAGGAGGACAUGAUCAAAAGCAUCAAGGAGGUGAUCCCACUGGCCCAAGGCACGAUGACCGGGCUGGCCAUCCAGUACGCCAUGAACGUUGCUUUCACUGAGCGGGAAGGAGCCCGGCCUCUGUCAAUGAAGAUCCCAAGGGUCGCCAUCAUUGUGACAGAUGGGAGGCCCCAGGACAGGGUCACGGAGGUGGCAGCCAGGGCUCGCGAAGCUGGUAUCGAGAUCUACGCUGUCGGAGUUCAGAGGGCAGAGAUGAGCUCCCUCAGAGCCAUGGCCUCCUUGCCUCUUGAGGAACACGUCUUCUUGGUUGAGUCCUUUGACCUGAUCGAACAAUUUGCAAAGACUUUCCAGGACAAAUUAUGUGCUCAGGACCUGUGUGCUGACGGGAGUCACGGCUGUCAACACAUCUGCGUCUCCAGCCCUGGAUCGUUCCACUGCGCCUGCCGUGAGGGUUACGUGCUGAACCCAGACAGGAAGACGUGUGCAGCCAUUGACCUUUGCUCCCACGGAGACCACGACUGUGAACAGAUUUGCAUCAGCUCCCCAGGAUCGUACAGGUGCAGCUGUCGCCAGGGUUUCAGACUCAACCAGGACCAGAGAACCUGCAGUGCUGUCAACCUCUGCGACCAGGGAGACCAUGGCUGUGAGCACGUCUGUGUCAGCACCCCCGGCUCGUACUACUGUCGCUGUCGUCCUGGCUACACCCUCAACCAGGACCAGAAGACCUGUAGCAUGAUAAAUUACUGUUCAUUCGGGAACCACAGCUGCCAACAUGACUGUGUGAACGUCCUCAAUGGGUACUACUGCACAUGCCGGGACGGCUUUGAACUGCAGAACGAUGGCAAAACCUGUAAAGCUGUUAAUGUGUGUGACACUGUGGAACAUGGCUGUGAAUUUAAGUGCGUCAGCACACCCGGCUCAUACUUCUGCAUCUGUCCCCCGGGGAGACAACUCAACGUGGACGGAAAGACCUGUAACAAGUGCAGCCGAGCCAACAUCGACCUGGUCUUUGUCAUUGAUGGCUCCAAAAGUGUGCGACCUGAGAACUUUGAGCUGGUGAAGAAGUUUGUCAAUAACAUUGUGGACGCACUGGACGUCUCCACCCAGGGCACCCGGGUGGGGCUGGUGCAGUACUCCAGCAAUGUCCGAACGGAAUUUCCCCUGGGCAAGCACACCACCACAGCGACGCUGAAGUCGGCAGUGAACAGCGUGCAGUACAUGGAGAAAGGCACCAUGACUGGACUCGCCCUCAAACACAUGGUGGAGAACAGCUUCACGGCGGCUGGGGGAGCCAGGCCAAUGGCUGAGAACUAUCCACGGGUGGGCGUCGUGUUUACUGAUGGACGCUCUCAGGACAGCAUCUCUGAGUGGUCCAAGAAAGCCAAAGAUGCAGGUAUCACCAUGUAUGCAGUCGGCAUUGGGAAGGCCGUGGAGGACGAACUGCGGGAAAUUGCCUCAGACCCUGUGGAUCAACACUUCUUCUAUGCAUCCGACUUCAGCGCCAUCGAUCAGAUUGCAGAAAAUCUGAAACUCAACAUCUGUGAGGAGGAAGUUACUGGACAGGAAACAAUUAAAGACCCGUGUGCAUGUGAAACUCUUGUAGCCUUCCAACAGGACACACUCUCGGUGCUGGAAGGAUUCUCACAAAAAUUGGCCCAGAUGACAGCCAAGCUGGAAGAUUUGGAAAACCGGGUUAUCAAAUCAGUGAAAUGAAAUGUAAAAGUAAAUGACCACCAUCUUCACAUCAUCAGAGGUGUUUCUAAGUCGCUAAAAUUGAUUUAGCUUUAUGUGUUUUUUUUUUGUCUCAUUUUCCUGGAGUUAUUUUUUACAAAGAAAAUAUUCAUUUAGGAUGCAUUUAUUUUCUACGGCUUCGAACUAUUUAACAGUAAAAGACCAUUUUUACAAGAUGUAUAUCUUUACUCAUUUUGUAUUGUACCUAUACUUGCAACAAGAAUCGGCUGAGAAACAGGCAUGUGAAAACUGGGCAUUAGUCAUGGAUCAGAGAGUCAUUGAGGGAGAAGGGUUCCAUGGUCAGUACACUCUGGACUUCCUUCAAAGGGAGACGAGGAAAGUAGAAUGGUGAGUGUCGUGACUGUGAACAAAUCCACCGGAGGGACAAAGCUGGGAGAUAUAAAAGUCUUUUUUGGGGAUUCACGGAAGCUGACAGCCUUUGGAGUCACUCAAGAGAGAGUCUCCCUGGUCCAACAUUACAGGACAUUUUUGUAUGUUAAAGAACAAAGGUUACGGGACAAUAUCUAUAUUACAAUGCCCUCAUAAUACUUCUUUUGAGCUACAUGUAAUUUUUCAAAUGACUGGAUCUUCUCACCAACACACCCAAAAUGAGUGUUAAUUACUGUGGUCUCUGAGUCCUAUAGUUGAUUGUAUUCAUGCAUAUUCAGGCAUCUCAGCCAAUUGGGUGUCUCCUGGUCUGCAACUUACUCUAAAAUGCAGUUUCAGGAAGACCAUUGCUCCAAGCUGCAUUUUAAAUUUAAUUUACAAUCCACAUUCAGAUCAGAAGGUUGGUUGCUGUUGAAAUUAAUAUUUGUUGAUAUUCCUAACUCCAGAAUAUGCCCUAACUGUGGGAACGAGAAAUAAAAAUAAGUAAAAAUGCUUAGAUCUGGAAAGGAAAUUAAUUGAUUAGGGAAACAAGUGACACCAUCACAUCUUAUGCCUUGUGACUGAGGGCAUGUUUGAGGGAGAGACUUUCACAAGGUUUAUCUAGACAAGCAUUUGAAUUGCCAAGGCUCGGAAAGUCACAGUUGCUCCCACUCACCCACCCCAACUAUUCCCAUUUACUAGCACAAGGGCCAAAGGGUCUUCUUUGCACUCCAUGAGUCUAUAACCAGAUAAUACAUCAGCAUUCACCACCCAGGGAAAGCUCACACCAAUGCCAAUAAACACCCUGGAAAAUAUCUAUCCAGGCGAUCAAAACCAUUAUCUGGUGAUCAAUCAUGCUGAUUAGGAGUAAAUCCUUCAAUGCAUCACUGUCCCAGUCAGAAUUGAGCUCUCUGCUGAAGGAUAAUUCAACUAUAAGACCUGUUAGUUUUUAUUAAUUUCUUACUGCCCAUUAUGCCGCUGGUGUUUAAGGCAGCAAUGAAUGGUCUCUAUUUCUGACUGUCUUUAACCAUCUUCUCUAUUGUCACCCAGGUGUGGUUCAGGGUCCUCAUUUUUACUCUACAGUAUGGUGCCAAGUUGUCUUUGGUCUCCCGUGUUUCUUCUAACUGUCAGGGGUCCAGUGAAGUACUGUCUUGAUGAUAGAGUUGGCCUCUGUUCUCAUCAUGUGCUCAAUCCAUCUCCAGUGUUUCCUCAUGAUGAUUGUGGCCAUGCCCUCUUGAUGACACUGAAAGAGUAGGGUAUGGUUGGAGAUCUUUCUUGGUGUUGGCUUUUAUACAACACUUUUAAUGGAGUAAAAUGUCAAAAUGAAAGAUAAUCUAUGACUGAAAUGCUUCUCACUCCCCUUUCUCAGAUUAACCAGUGGGUCCAGCAGAGGAAUUUCUACUUUUAUUUUUGCUUUCAAGUCAGGAUGUCCUCUUUUACAGUGUGUGACACACACAAAAUGCUAGAGGAACUCAGAUGGUCAGGCAGCAUCUAUGGAAAGGAAUGAAGAGUCAAUAUUUUUUAGGCUGAUGAACAGUCAGCCCAAAACGUCAAAAAAGAAACUCAAGAUGGUAUGUUGCCACCCAGAUGCCAGGGUCAGGGAUGUCUCUGAUCAGGUCCACAGCAUUCUGAAAGAUGAGAGUGAGGAGCCAGAAGAUGUGGUACAUAUUGGAAGAAAUGAUACAAGUUGAAAAGUGAGCAGGUCCCUGAAGGGAGAUUAUAGGGAGGUAGUUGCAAAGCUGAAAAGCAAGACCUCCAAUGAAGCUAAGAAUAUGGUAAUUUGGCAGGUAAAUGUGAGGAAUAAGUGAAGGGGCAGAGGUUCAGCUUUCGAGAUCAUUGGGAUCUCUUCUAGGGAAGGUAUGACCUGUACAAAAGAAUAGUUUACUCCUGAACGUGAGGGGAACCAAUAUCCUUGUGAACAAGUUUGCUAGAGCUGUUCAGGAGGGCUUAAGCUAAUUGGGCAGGGGAGUGGGAACUGGAGAGAUAGAGCUGGGGAUGAGGCAGUUGGUACACAACGCGAUGCAGUUUGUAAUGAGACUGUAAGGAAAGCAGGCAGAUGAUGAGACAAAAUUGCAGUUAGUGGGAUAAGUUGUAAUAUGAUUUAAAGUAUUCUGUCAGUUUUCACUGUGGAAGACACUAACAGUAUACCAGAAAAUAGAGGGUAUCAGGGAGCAGAAUUGAAUAUAGUUGCUAUUACUAAGGAGAAGAUAUUUGGGAAGCUGAAGGUUGAUAAAAGUCACCUGGACCAGAUAGACUACGCUCAAGGGUUCUGAAAGAGGUGGCUGAAGAGAUUGCAGAGGCAUUAGUAAUGAUCUUUCAAGAAUACUAAAUUCUGGCAUGGUUCCAGAGAACUGGAGAAUUGCAAAUGUUACUCCACCCUUUAUGAAAGGAGGGGGCAGAAGAAAGGAAAUUAUAGGCCAGUUAGUUUGACUUCAGUGGUUGGGAAGAUGUUGGAGUCCAUAAUUAAGAAUAUGGUUUCAGUAUAUGUGGAAGCACAUUAUUUCCUUAAGGGGAAAUCUUGCUUGACGAAUCUGUUGGAAUUCUAUGAGGAAUUAACAGACAGGAUAGACAAAGAGUCAGUGGAUGGUGUUUACGUGGAUUUGCAGAAGGCCUUUGACAAGGUACAGAACAUGAGGCUUCUUAAGAAGAAAAGAGGCCUUUGUAUUACAGGAAAGAUUGGCUGACUGGCAGGAGGUAAACAGUGGGAAUAAGCAAGCCUUUUCUGGUUGGCUACUGGUGACUAGUGGUUUUCCACAAGGAUCGGGUUGGUACCACUUCUUUUCAUGUUAUCAUUUGGAUGACAGAAUUUGUGGCCAGGUUUAUGGAUGAUACAAAGAUAAGUGGAAGGGCAGGUGGUGUUGAGGAAGCAGGGAGUCUGCAGAAUGUGCAAAGAAAUGGCAGAUGGAAUAUAAUACAGGGAAGUGUAUGUUCAUGCACUCUGGUAGAAGGAAUAAAGGCAUAGACUAUUUUCUAAAUGGGGAGAAAAUUCAAAACUCUGAGGUGCAAACAGGUUUGGGAGUCUUUGUGCAGGAUUCCCGAAAGGUUAACUUGAUAAGAAAUGCAAAUGCAAUGUUAGCAUUCAUUUUGUGAGGACUAGAAUAUAAGAAAGGAUGCAAUGCUGAGGUUUUAUAAGGCACUUCUCAGACCACACAUUGAGUAUUGUGGGCAGUUUUAGGCCCAUUAUUAAGAAAAGAUGUUCUAGCAUUGGAGAGGGUCCAAAGGAGCUUUAGGUGUGUGGUGAACUACAUGUGCCUGUCUGGACACUCCCCCUGCUGACUGCUCCUGUGGCUCCUCCCACAGACCCCGGUAUAAAGGCGAUUGAGGCCUGAGCCCUGCCCUCAGUCUCCAGGAUGUAGUAUGGUGGUCAACUACUGCUUGUUCUUUCUUCCAGUCAAUAAAAGCCAAUAUCUCUCCUUCACGUCUCAGAAAGAGUUAUUGAUGGUGCAUCAAGGUGAAUGAUUCUGGGAAUAAAAGGGUUAACAUAUGAGGAGCAUUUCACACAAAAUGCUAGGAGCACAGCAAGCCAGGCAGCCGUCUAUGGAAAAAAGUACAAUCAACGUUUCAGGCCGAAACCCUUCGGCAAGACAAUCUCCCUUAGUCUCGUCAAAGUGUUUUGACCUGAAGAGUUGACUGCACUUUUUUCCGUAGAUACUGCCUAGCCUGCUGAGUUCCUCCAGCAUUUUGUGUGUGUUCCUCAAAUUUCCAGCAUCUGCAGAUUUUCUCUUGUUUGCGAGGAGCAUUUGUUGGCUUUGGGCCUAUACUCAUUAGAGUUUAGAAGAAUAAGUAGGGGGGGGGGACUCAUUGAAACUUAUCGAAUAUUGAAAGGCGUUGUUGGAGCAAAUAUGGAGAGGAAGUUUCCUAUAGUGGGACAGUCUAGGACCAGAGGGCACAGCCUCAGAAUAGAGGAAUGUCCAUUUAGAACAGAGAUGAGGAGGAAUUUCUUUAGCCAGAGAAUGGUGAAACUGUGGAAUUCAUUGCCACAGACAGUUGUGGAGGCCAAGUCAUUGAGUAUAUUUAAGUGGAUUAGUUAGGACGUCAAAGGUUACAGGGAGAAGGCAGGAGAAUGGGAUAGGGAAGGUUAUUAGAUCAGCAAUGAUGGAGCAGACUUAAUGGGCCAGGCGGCCUAGUUCUGUUCCUAUGUCUUAAGGUCUUUUUGUAGAUUCUGCCUGCCCUGCUGAGUUCCUCCAGCAUUUUGCAUCUGUGUGUUACUUUGGACUUCCAGCAUCUACAGAAUCUCGUGUUUGCAAUACCUGAGUGAGAUUGCUGACAAAACGGUGCAGCCAUUUUAGGGUGGUGUAUAGUACCAGGCAUCAAAUUGCCCCAUCCAAUUCAGUCCUCUAUUGGCAUUGCUAGGUGGAGAAGUUAUCGGCAGGGUACAGUAAUAUUAGUUAUCACAAAGCAAUGCUGUUGUUGAAACACUCCUGCAUUAUGCAGCCACGGACGGACCCAGGACUCUGUGUGAGAAGUAAAAUCAACACAAACUGUGAUGGGCCUAAUUAGAUAUUUUAAAUGAAUAAAAACAACCCAUUUCAUUAAAUAAAAAUGUGCAUAAACAAAUUAA